AUGGGUGAUUACCCCCCACUCUCCAAUUUCUGGUCGAAGUUGAGCCCUCUUCAAGAUUACCCAUCUCCAAACCCUCCUCCUCCUCCAAGCGAUCAAAGGCAAAGCAGCAAUAUUGAUCCUUUCUUCCACUACAAAACCAGCUGCUCAUCGCCUCCUGUUAUGGAAGCGUUGCCACUAUUGACCCUGAGUCCCACAAGGCUGAAUAAAGAAGAUGAGUGUUCAUUGAGCACAGCCAGCACCAAAGGGAAAGAGGACGGUCGUGGGCUACUUUUCACCAACACAAGUGCAACAGAAGAUGAAAUAGUUAGAGUUGCACUGCAUAUAGGGUUACCAAGCCCUACUGCUUCAGAGUUGGCUUCUGUUCUUUCAUCUUUCUCGGACAAAGAUGGCCAUGAUUCUUUUGGGUUCACAGUUAAGAGGCUCAACAAGGGACAGUAUUGGAUCCCUACCCCUUCUCAGAUUCUUGUUGGCCCUACUCACUUCUCUUGUCCUCUUUGCACCAAAACCUUCAAAAGAUACAACAACAUGCAAAUGCAUAUGUGGGGGCAUGGAUCUGAGUAUAGGAAAGGGCCUGAAUCACUAAGGGGAACCCAACCGACGGAAAUGUUGAGGCUUCCCUGCUAUUGUUGUGCACCAGGGUGCAACAACAACAUUGACCAUCCAAGAGCCAAGCCUCUCAAAGAUUUUAGAACCCUUCAAACUCAUUACAAGAAAAAGCAUGGGAUCAAGCCAUUUACCUGUAGGAAAUGCUGCAAGGCAUUUGCUGUGAGAGGAGAUUGGAGAACCCAUGAAAAGAAUUGUGGGAAGCUCUGGUACUGCAUUUGUGGCUCCGAUUUCAAGCACAAAAGAUCUCUUAAAGACCACAUAAAGGCUCUUGGGAAUGGCCAUGCUUCUAAUGGCAACGAUGGCUCGGAGGAAGAUGAUGAGCCUACUUCUGAAGUGGAAGAAGAUAAUGACUCUAUACAAUAUAAAGAAAAGAUACGAAUCAGUGAUUAAUUAAUUUUCUAAUAAU
Hibiscus syriacus is the source of this 1012-nucleotide messenger RNA. RefSeq names its product zinc finger protein WIP2-like. Gene Ontology annotation, biological process: anatomical structure development; regulation of gene expression. Gene Ontology annotation, cellular component: nucleus. The record is from RefSeq and is a predicted model, not a curated record. Bases 1 to 996 code for a protein of 331 amino acids. The transcript has 2 exons. Gene Ontology annotation, molecular function: DNA-binding transcription factor activity. NCBI's taxonomy places the organism in Eukaryota, Viridiplantae, Streptophyta, Magnoliopsida, Malvales, Malvaceae.